AUGGACAAUGCCAAUGGAGAAACUGUAUCUCGCCCUACUAGUGUUGCUAGCAUCCGUCUCGAAGCCUCGAAAGAAAAGUUGAUCAAUGCAUCCGCUGUCAACUCGAAUAACCCCGUAUCCUCGAGCCUUGAUUCCGCAGGCGCUACAGGCGCUGCAACCGUUGCUAGAGGUGACGAUAUGGGAGCCAUCAAAAACAAAAGCGACUUGGUGUCGCCAUCCGAGAACGAAAUCACAGUUUCACCCAUCCAGGAAACUCCUCCAGUAAUGGCAAAGAAUUUGGAGAUCAGUCCUCAUGAACUAGUGAGAGGUAGUGCGCACGCAAUUGGGCAACAAUUCACUCUAUUUCCUAAGCUGUCAGUGGAACUUCGAUGCAUAAUCUGGAAACUCGCUCUUCCCGGCACAAGAUUCGUAACUAUUCGGAAAACAAAAUGUCUCGGCGAUGGGGUCGAACCAUACUGGGAGCCUGUCUGUGCAGAAAAAGCUCCAAGCCUACUCUUUGUCUGUCGGGAAGCCCGAGCCGAAGCCCUCAAGACGUAUGUUCCAAUCAAAGGGACCGUACCGGAAUCGAGUGCGAUAUAUUGCGAUUUCAACAGAGAUUACGUCUGCUUUGACAACUAUAUACUCUGUGGUUGCAAGUGCCGUGCAGAGGAACAUAUGUCCGUUAUACUCGAGCAGCUGGUCGCUCAAAUAAAGAGCGGACGGCUUUGCUACGUGGCGAUGUCAAUAUUCAACGUCACGUACUUACGCGAUUACCAUCAACCUACGUCCUACAUAUUUCAAUACCUAAAGGAGCUAACAGUGGGCCUUCCAUCCCAGCACCUUGAACCACACCUCGAAGGGGAUAUUACCGCAAUUAAACGGAUCCUAGUAGAUGUGGAAUUACUAGCGCCAGUGACUAAAAAUGUGCUGAGAGAGAUAGAACUUACGUGGCCGGCCAUCAUGAAGGUUGGCCCGGCGUGGAAGCCACCUCGAGUGUCGCUGGGUGUGUUUGGUUUCGGAUGCCCUCCGAAAUUUCCUAACGUCUUCUACAACAGAUAUGGGCAAAGGCUUAUGUAA
Messenger RNA from Venustampulla echinocandica, 1056 nucleotides. RefSeq lists its product as uncharacterized. Bases 1 to 1056 code for a protein of 351 amino acids. The record is from RefSeq and is a predicted model, not a curated record. NCBI's taxonomy places the organism in Eukaryota, Fungi, Ascomycota, Leotiomycetes, Helotiales, Pleuroascaceae. The transcript is spliced from 3 exons.